AUGUCAACGGAAGGCCUUGGCGACCAAAUUUCGCAAGUGAUAGAAGAAUAUCAAGAACUUUACACCGAUGAAUACGUGUUGGUUGCAGCAUCUGACGUCAGUCUAAUGCACAAUGUUCUUAACUUCAUUGAGCUCAAGUUCGUGCAUAACAGGUGCACCACGCUAGGCAACACCUUGAGGGUCUUGGAAUAUAUACAACCACUUCCUCCUGCAGCAUUCUCCGCAAUGCGCGCACUAGCGCUGAGUCAAAGCCGCCCGCUUGCAAUCCUAGUGCUGGUAUUUUCCAUUGUGAAUGUGGGCAUCAACUUUGGUAUCUUUCAAUAUCGGACACAGAGCUUCAGUGAUCCAACUUGGGGUUGCCUCGUGAAUGUCCUGCCAAUCCCCAGGCCGCUCCUGAUAACGAGCCGUGUAUUUCGUUGUUUUUCUCAUUCUGAACACUCUUCGCAUGGCAACCACCUUGAGAGGGUCUCCUUGAUCGCCAAUUUCGGCGAUCCUCUUACUACGGUCCUGGUCUCGCGAUUCCUGCUUGACCUACAGGAGGCUCAUCAGCGGACAAUCAAGCUCGGCUCAGACGACCCGCUCCACUCGUCCGCCGCAUCGGAAUCCCAGGUUGGAAUCGGAUCCCUGCGGUUCGCAGUGGACGCUAUGGGAUCCAUCGGAGCCGAUCUUCGGAUCCUGGACGAAGUCAAUGCCUCGGAAGAAGAAGAAAUACCGGUGACGGAGGACGUGGACAGCACGGCAUAG
This is a messenger RNA of Epithele typhae, 744 nucleotides long. RefSeq lists its product as uncharacterized. The coding region runs from base 1 to 744 and encodes 247 amino acids. The transcript has 9 exons. Lineage: Eukaryota; Fungi; Basidiomycota; Agaricomycetes; Polyporales; Epitheliaceae. The record is from RefSeq and is a predicted model, not a curated record.